This is a messenger RNA of Coregonus clupeaformis (lake whitefish), 3163 nucleotides long. RefSeq names its product trichohyalin-like. The coding region runs from base 151 to 2553 and encodes 800 amino acids. The transcript is spliced from 15 exons. The record is from RefSeq and is a predicted model, not a curated record. Lineage: Eukaryota; Metazoa; Chordata; Actinopteri; Salmoniformes; Salmonidae.
GGAAGGGGUCUCCCUGAGAAAGGCUCUAAGCAGACAGGGCCUGAGCAGGACGGUCUCUCCCUACUUGAGCCUGGGGAAGAGCAUGCUGUCCCCCUGGCUGUAUUUGCCCCCCUGGCUGGUCGGCUGAGAGGCCCAGGCAAACAGAGCUCCAUGGCCAUCUACAAAGACAGAUCUGACGUCCAUGCCCCCUGGGACCCCUCCGAUCCUGGGAGGGCCAUGGUCAGAGGAAGCCUACCCCUGGAGCUCAGGGAGUGGCAGCAGCAGACAGGCAGAUCCCUGGGCACCUUGAUCUUGGGUCCUGAUGGUGAGGUUAUACAAAUGUCCCUGUUGGACCCUACCAAUAUGGCUGCCACUGAGGACCAGCCUGCCCUAGCCUCUGUCCUGGACCAGGUCACACCAGACCAUGCUCUCCAGGUCCUAGCCUCAGAGAGGAAGCUUCCCUGGAUCCUACUGAUGCCAACAGAGCAUAAAGCUACAGGGGAGGCCAGUGAUCCUGAAGGACCCCCAGCCAACAUGGAACAAUGUGAAUUAGUCCAAGCAGUGGCAUCUGAUGGACAAACUGUCCUGUCUGGUGACCAGCAGGGACCUGAGUCUUCCAGGAACAGAACUAAACAGCACCAAGACACUCAGAGACCUGGAGGAAGACAUAAAGACAUGGCUGCUGUCAGCUACAACCUCUGCAGUAGGACAGCAGCAAGACAGGAGGAAGGGAAGGAGGCAUGGGAAGGAAAGGAGGUGAGGAGGGAGGAAGCUGAGGAGAAGUCGACAACAAGGAAGAGGAGCCAGGAUCGGGAUCAGCCAGGUCCACCGAUGAGUGGGGUAUCCUCCCUACUUACCACAGAAGAAGAAGAGAGCCAAAACAUCAACCCCCACAAACCUUCACACCCCACCCCCACAGGCCACUCUACAGAAUGGGCCGUCUCUCAGAAGGGAAAUCCCAAACACUCAGACGGAGCCCUUCCCCCCAGUGGCAGGAAAGGAGGCCCUUCUAAGAAAACAAACGUGAUGGUAGGUGAACAGAAUCCACAGCAGGUGGAGGGAGAGACACAGGAAACAGGUGAACAAACCAGCAGAGAGAAGCUGGAGGAUACAUUGAAUAAAGAGGUGGAAUCACAGGACUCUCCUGCUGUACAGACAAUGAAAAAUAGGAAAGUGAAUGAAGGGCAGGAGGGGAGGGGCCAGGAACAGAAAGGCCUCUCCAAGGAGAAGGGGAGGGGCCAGGAACAGAAAGGCCUCUCCAAGGAGAAGGGGAGGGGCCAGGAACAGAAAGGCCUCCCCAAGGAGGAGGGGAGGGGCCAGGAACAGAAAGGCCUCCCCAAGGAGAAGGGGAGGGUCUUGAGGAAGAAGAAAAAGGACCGGGUCAAAGAUCAAGCUGAGUUUGUUGUCGGAAAACCUAAAGGCCAUGUGGACGUGGAGAGGACGCAGAAGACCAAAGAGAGGAAAGGCACAUCUGAGACGUCUCCUGAUGGAGACACUGUGGACGAUAGUGCUGCACUCAACAUCAACACACAUGACUUUGAGUCUAUGGUUGAAGAGGAACAUAGUGUCCAUAUGGAAUCCCCUAGACCCCAUCACAGCUCUGGAAACAGGAGCUCCUCGUCCAAUGGGCAGUCAGGUCAGAUUUCUCACAGAUCUAACUCCUGUGAGGAGGUGGUUCUACCCAGCGGACCACGACGCUCCUCUCAUGACCAACUGUCACCCUGCUCGGUUGUCAUGACAGCAGAAAACCAACUGUUAAAUCUGGUCAUGUCUGACGCCAGCAGCAAUACUGACAAGAACAGAGCAGAGGCAGCGGCCCGUAAGGAGCAACAGAAGAAAGUGUUGGCUGAGAAGGCAGAGCGUCGCCGACUAGAGGUGGAGAGGAAGAGGAAGGAGAGAGACGAGGAGAAGAGACGGCAGCAGGAGCGGGAGGAGAGAGAGGAGUGCAUGAGGCUGGAGCUGGAAGAGGAGCAGAAUCAGAGAGCUGAGGAACUCAGGCUGAGGAGACUGUCUGAGGAGGAAGAGAGACGAAGGUUAGAGGAGAAGGAGACUGAAAGGAUAAGGAGGGAGCAGGCGGAGAAAGAGAGAGAGUGGAGGAAAAAGGAGAAGAAGAGAAGCCAGUUGGAGAUGAUCCAGAAGAUCAGACAGGAAGAGGAGGAACGCAGGGCAGCUGAGUUGGAGCAGCAGCGACUAGAGGAGGCGUUGCGCAAAGAAGAGGAGAGAAGGAGGCUGGCAGCGAUGGAGGACCAUGAGAAGACAGAGUACCUGCAGAAACAGAAGGAGGAGGAAGAGGAGAGGAGGAAGGCAGAGGAGGAGAGAAAGAGAAGAGUUGCGGAGGCAACGCAGCGGGCAAAAGAAGAGGCACGACUACAAGCUGAACUGUUUGCCAGGCAGAGGGCUGUGUUGGAGCAGCAGCUGCAGUUCAGACGAGGCCUGCUGAUGGAGGCUGGGGCUCUGGGACAGACUCAGGACAUCUCCCGAGCCUGGGUCUACUCCUACUUCGAGCUCCUACAACUACUGGGGCUGGCUGAGGCCCCGUCAGCACAGGAAGACUUACCCAAAGACAUGUCCUAGAAUUUCAGGGGAAAACUAGGGGAUGUGGCUGACCAGCAAACCGAUGUUGAAUUUCCAAAUUGGUAAACAUUUGGUUAUGGUAAGGGUAGGUUUAGGUUGGGCUGUCAAUGGGAUGCUAGUCAGUCACAUCCCUUUAGUCACGUCCCUUUAGUCACGUCCCUUUAGUCACGUCCCUUUAGUCACAUCCCUUUAAUCACAUCCAUUUAGUCACAUCCCUUUAGUCACAUCCCUUUAGUCACGUCCCUUUAGUCACGUCCCUUUAGUCACGUCCCUUUAGUCACAUCCCUUUAGUCACGUCCCUUUAGUCACGUCCCUUUAGUCACAUCCCUUUAGUCACAUCCCUUUAGUCACAUCCCUUUAGUCACGUCCCUUUAGUCACGUCCCUUUAGUCACGUCCCUUUAGUCACGUCCCUUUAGUCACGUCCCUUUAGUCACAUCCCUUUAGUCACGCCCCUUUAGUCACAUCCCUUUAGUCACGUCCCUUUAGUCACGUCCCUUUAGUCACGUCCCUUUAGUCACAUCCCUUUAGUCACGUACCUUUAGUCACAUCCCUUUCCACUCGUACCCCUAGUGGCCCUUUAGUCACGUCCCUAUAUACUCGUACCUCUAG